Drosophila erecta is the source of this 1828-nucleotide messenger RNA. It is a transcript of the gene betaggt-I, whose product is annotated as geranylgeranyl transferase type-1 subunit beta. The coding region runs from base 138 to 1328 and encodes 396 amino acids. Lineage: Eukaryota; Metazoa; Arthropoda; Insecta; Diptera; Drosophilidae. Gene Ontology annotation, cellular component: CAAX-protein geranylgeranyltransferase complex. The record is from RefSeq and is a predicted model, not a curated record. The transcript is spliced from 4 exons. Gene Ontology annotation, molecular function: CAAX-protein geranylgeranyltransferase activity. Gene Ontology annotation, biological process: protein geranylgeranylation.
GUGUAAACUUGGUUCGUUGUGACUGGCAAAAAGAGGUAAGAGGAAGCAGCUGCUGAUUGUGGACUACUCUUGGUGUUUUAUAUCGUUCGCCGCAGCUCUAAAUUGCAAUGCAAACCGGCUUUAUAUAAACAAAAGAUAUGGAAGACCACAAUGAUGCGGAGCCCGUGCUGCUCUCCAAGCACGCCAAGAAUCUGCUCCGAUUCCUUAAUCUCCUGCCAGCUCGCAUGGCGUCGCACGAUAGCACAAGGAGCACAAUUGUGUUCUUCGCCGUCUGCGGUCUGGAUGUGCUGAACUCAUUGCAUCUGGUUCCCCCACAAAUGAGGCAGGACAUCAUUGACUGGAUCUACGGAGGAUUGGUGGUGCCACGCGACCACGAGAAGAACUGCGGCGGUUUCAUGGGCUGCCGCGCCAUGGUUCCUAAAAGCGAGGACGCCGAGAUCUUGGAGUGCAUGCGGAAGUAUCAGUGGGGUCACUUGGCCAUGACAUACACCAGUCUCGCAGUGCUGGUGACCCUGGGCGACGAUUUGUCCCGUCUGGAUCGAAAAAGCAUUGUGGCCGGAGUGGCUGCUGUUCAGAAGCCGGAGGGCAGUUUUAGCGCCUGCAUCGAUGGCAGCGAGGAUGACAUGCGAUUUGUUUAUUGUGCCGCCACCAUCUGCUACAUGUUGGACUACUGGGGUGAUGUCGAUAAGGAAACCAUGUUUCAGUUCAUCACUCGAAGCCUGCGGUACGAUUACGGUUUCAGCCAAGAGCUGGAGGGAGAGGCCCAUGGCGGCACCACAUUCUGUGCCUUGGCGGCGUUGCAUCUUAGUGGACAACUGCAUCGCCUAGAUGCUACCACGGUGGAGCGAAUGAAGCGUUGGCUAGUUUUCCGGCAGAUGGAUGGAUUCCAGGGUCGUCCCAAUAAGCCAGUCGAUACGUGUUAUUCCUUCUGGAUUGGUGCUUCGCUAUGUAUUCUGGAUGGCUUCGAACUAACCGACUACGCCAGGAACCGAGAAUUUAUUCUGAGCACACAGGACAAACUCAUUGGGGGCUUUGCCAAGUGGCCGCAAGCCUCGCCAGAUCCGUUUCACACUUACCUCGGCCUCUGCGGACUGGCCUUCACUGGGGAACCUGGUCUAAGCCCAGUGAAUCCCAGUUUGAACAUGUCCAUGGCCGCCUACGCUCACUUGCAGCAUCUGCACGAGCAGUGGCGAUCCGCUGAUGGCCGAGGGAACGAGGACCUCAGUGUAAGCUCUGCAUUGAAGCAACAACUUCAACUGUCAAAAGGGGUCGAGGCGACAUCCACGACAACAACUACCUCUAACUCGCCAUUAAUUUCAGCACAAUGAUGGGAAACCGCACGAAACCCAAGGGGAAUGUUAAAGCACACUAUUGUAUUUAUAUUGGCCGCAUUUUAGCCAUGCUUUUAUACCCUUGCAGAUAGUUUUAUUUCAGCCAAAAGUUUGUAACGCAUUGAUGGAAUUUGAGACCAUAUAAAGUAUAUAUCAGUCUGUCCGUUUACGCAAAAAAAUGUCUUAGUUUUAAAUCUAUCUACAUGAAGAUUUUCCAAAAGUCUUCUUUCUAUUGCAGAUAUUUUAUAAAUCGGAACGGGCCGUUGUUUUUAUUCGGUAUAUAUAAUAAUUACUGCAAGGGUAUAAGUAUAAGCUUCGGCUUGCCGAUUCUAGCUUCCUUUCUUGUUUGAAUGUAUGCAAAAAGCACGAGCUUUUGGAGAGAGAGAUGAAUAAGUUAGUAUGUUUAUUGUACAGCCUAAAUUAAUGUUAACAAUGUGUAAGAAUAAGCUUAAAAGUAAAUUAAAGCGUCCCAUGCUGAGGCAUGUAUUUACAGAAAA